Hemibagrus wyckioides is the source of this 1674-nucleotide messenger RNA. RefSeq names its product spondin 2a, extracellular matrix protein (gene spon2a). Bases 138 to 1142 code for a protein of 334 amino acids. The transcript is spliced from 6 exons. NCBI's taxonomy places the organism in Eukaryota, Metazoa, Chordata, Actinopteri, Siluriformes, Bagridae. The record is from RefSeq and is a predicted model, not a curated record.
GAGAGAGAGAGAGAAGGAGAGAAAGAGAGGAGGGGAGAGUGAGACAAAGAGAGAGACAGAGUAGAGAAGAGUGAGAGUCCUGCUCUGUGCUGCACAUCUCCAACUCGGUGCUGCUGUAUCCUCUUCUGGACCAGACGAUGAUGCCUUCUGAGCUCCUCAUCCCCAAAUGGCUGCAGCACCUGCUCUUCGUGCUCCUGAAGCUGAGCCUCUCCUGUGCCUCCCCUCUAAAAGUCACUAAUGGGACGGCGUGCACGGCCCGAGGCCCCGCCUCUUACAUCCUAGUAUUCACUGGUCAGUGGAGCCCGCAGAUGUUCCCGAAACAGUACCCUUUAUUCCGACCCCCUGCACAGUGGUCCAAACUUGUAGCUGUCACCCAUAAUGAGCGGUACCGGCUGUGGCAGGAAGGAGAGAUGGCGAGCCCCGGUGUGAAGAGUUUUGCCGAGCUGGGUGUCACGGUUGAGCUGGUAAAGGGGGCAAAAGAAGCAAGGAAGAGGAGGGUAGUGGGGUCUAUGUACCGCACAGCAGGGAUUCCAUCUGGAGUUGGCCACAGCUCCACUGAACUCGUUCUGCAGCCCAGGAACCCACUGCUCUCCUUGAUGGUGAAAGUGAUUCCCAGCCCUGAUUGGUUUGUAGGGGUGGACAGCCUAAACCUGUGCGAAGCUGGGCAAUGGAAAGAGGAAGUGACUUUCGACCUGCACCCGUUUGACGCCGGGACGGACAGCGGUUUCACUUUCUCUUCACCCAAUUUUCCCACAGUGCCCCCUGAGAACAUUACAAUGAUCACUUCUCAGAAGCCGAAUCAUCCCGCAAACUCGUUCUACUACCCUCGUCUGCCUGAGCUCCCGCCGCUAGCCACCAUCUGGCUGAAGAAACAACCUCGCUCACCCGUCCGUCAACACAACCACGUGUCCAAUCAUAUCCUGCCUCAACUCAGCAAAGCCCCACAAUUUGCAGAGACGCCGCUGGACUGUGAGGUCUCCAUGUGGUCAUCCUGGGGCCUGUGUUUGGGGCCGUGCUCCAGGGAAGGAGUGCGUCAUCGUACCCGCUAUAUCCUGUUGAAACCUGCGAACAGCGGCACCCCCUGCCCCGAGCUGGAGGAACAGGCCGAGUGUACGCCACACAACUGCCUGGUGCAGCAGUGAUGCCCAUUUACACACACACACACACAUGCACACACACACACUCUGACCAUGUCCAGAUCCAGCGCCAAUUUGAGAUGCAAGGUCCUAUGUAAUGCCUAAAGAAGUCAGAGGUCAGGAAAAUUUUGCGGUUCCCGCAUUCAGCUUACAAAAAGACACAAAAAACAUUUUUCAUAGUGUAUCCACAAAUAAUUACAUCAUUUUUGCAGACAUCAUUUUUGAUAGAGUUGUUAUCGAUAUUUUCUUUUUAUUAUUAUUAUUAUUAUUAUUAUUAUUAUUAUUACUAUCAUCAUCUACAUUUCGCAACAGCACUGAGAAAAAAAGUACUUCAGUUGUGCAAUGAAUUGACCAACAGUGCCCUCCACUAGUACAAGACUGAAAUCUUAUACUGGGCCAAUUAGGAUGAGUUCCUUAACAUCAUUAGGCUAAUAAUCGUAUAUAAUUGUUUUGUUCCCUCCACCGCCUUGCAAAAGUUGUAUAUAUGAUGUAUUUAAUCAUUUUCUCCUUUUAAUAAAUGUGGAGUUGUUUCUUUAAA